This is a messenger RNA of Leptinotarsa decemlineata (Colorado potato beetle), 3133 nucleotides long. Its product is annotated as aminopeptidase N. Gene Ontology annotation, cellular component: cytoplasm; membrane. Gene Ontology annotation, molecular function: metalloaminopeptidase activity; zinc ion binding; peptide binding. Gene Ontology annotation, biological process: peptide catabolic process; proteolysis. The record is from RefSeq and is a predicted model, not a curated record. Lineage: Eukaryota; Metazoa; Arthropoda; Insecta; Coleoptera; Chrysomelidae.
CUCCACAGGUCAUUUCAAUGCGAAGUGGUCCUUUCUAGUAUUUGAAAAAGGCAACUCUAGGUUAACAAAAAUGAGUGAUAGUGAAACAAUCAUUCAAUAAUAGUAAAGAAAGUACUUGAAGAGGGGAAAAACAAAACAAUCGUACUACUAAACUAUUUUGGACAAUUUUAGAUCACCAUGCGAAUAAUCAAAAUAAUAUCUCCAAUGCUACUACUCCUUCAGAUAGUAGAUGCCCAGUCCCAGUAUCGUCUACCUCAAACAAUCAAGCCAAAACACUAUAAACUUGAGUUGGAAGUCGACCCAGAACAACCGAAUUUCAAUGGAAGAGUUACAAUUAUUCUAGAUGUCGUUAAAGAAGAUACGAAAGAGCUCCAACUGCAUGCUCCUAGUAAAGCCAUCAACAUCAGUAGGAUAACCUUAGGCCAGGACGACAUUUGCAAUUUCGUUCCCAGCAACAACAUCACCGAUAUCAUUCAAAUUUCUUGUCCGAAAAUUCUUACUACAGGAACACCGAUAAUCUUCGAGUAUGUCGGCAAAUUCACGAUUGAUGGGAUGUACGGAUUUUACAAGAGCACUUACGAUAAGCAAGUCCUUGUCGCUACUCAAUUCCAGCCGGUUCAUGCCAGGUCGGCUUUUCCAUGCUUCGAUGAACCCACAUUCAAGGCAAGGUUUGAUAUCACAAUCAUCCAUCCCAGCACUUUCAAUGUAUUGGCCAAUACUCCUGCCAAAAACACCACCAAAAUUGAUGGGAAUAAAAUAAUCACAACAUUCCAAACAACACCUAUGAUGUCGACCUACCUGGUUGCUUUCAUCGUUUCCCAUUUCGAACCAGCCCUCGUGAGUAAAGGAAAGUACAAUGUUUACGCGAGAAAAAGUGCUGAAGCCAACAUGGAAAUUGCGAAAAACUACGGAGAAAAAUUGGUAGAUCUGAUGAGUGAUUGGACGCAAAUAGAUUAUACAAGUCUGGGAAACCCACAAGUUUAUCAAGUAGCCAUUCCAGAUUUUGCAGCUGGUGCGAUGGAAAAUUGGGGACUGAUUACGUUCAGGGAAGUUGACCUUUUGGAUGAAGGAAAUAAAACCUCAAAUUCCGAUAAACAGAGAAUAAUCACGGUUAUGGCCCACGAAAUAAGUCACCAGUGGUUCGGUGAUUAUGUAACUCUUGACUGGUGGUCCAACACUUGGCUGAAUGAAGGAUUUGCAACAUAUUUCCAAUAUCAUCUAGCUAACUUGGUGGAUAAUGGAACUAUGGAAUUAGACAAACAAUUCGUUACUGGCGUACUUCAGAGCGUUCUUCAAGAUGACGCACUUCCUUCAUCUCUGCCUUUAUCCAGCCCAGAAAAAGAUAUCAAUUCUCCAGUGGAAAUCAAUAAUAAAUUCGAUGAUAUAAGCUACUAUAAGGGUGGAUGUAUAGUUCGUAUGAUGAAGUAUGUGCUAGGAGAAAGUGUCUUCCAGAAAGGUUUGAACUCAUAUUUACAGAAAAAUAAAUACAGAAAUACCAAUCCAAAAAUGCUACUCAAGUCUUUACAGAACGCCACUGGAGGUAGCAUUCCAAAUUUCAAAGACAAAAUGCAAAACUGGAUAUAUCAGCCAGGAUAUCCAAUUUUGACUGUGACGCAAAAGGAUGCCUCAACAGUAUCUAUCACACAGAAAAGAUUCUAUACAGACGCUACGACUGAGUGGUAUGUCCCAUUGAGUUACACAAACAAAAAAGAAAAAUUAUUCUCAGUAAAAAUCCAGGGGUGGCUUGAACCAAAUAAAACUUAUGAGAUAAAACACGAUAAGUCUGACUGGAUCAUUUUAAACGUAAUGCAGAGUGGAUUUUAUAAAGUAAACUAUGACGAACAACUCUGGGACAACAUAAUCGCAGCGCUGAAUGGUGCCGAUUCAAAAUCAAUCCAUGUUUUGAACAAAGCGCAGUUGAUAGACGAUAUUUUCACCAUUGCAAGAACAGGGGAGGUCGGAUAUGAUAGAGCUUUUAGAUUAAUUCAAUUUCUGAAGAACGAAACAGAUUAUUAUCCAUGGGUUGCAGGCUUUGGCGCUUUCAGGUAUCUGGUUGAGAAAGUGGACGCCCAAACGGAAAUCUUGUUGAAGAGCAUGAUUCUGGAUUUACUGAACAAUGCUUUUCCCGAAGAAACGAAAUUUAUCACGCACGUAGAUAAGUUGAAAGAGGAACUCCUCGAAAGUUGGGCUUGUAAAUUGGGACAAGAGAAGUGUCUGAAUAAUGCCAAAACUGCUUUCCAAGAAUACAAAAAAACUGGCAGAAAUCCUCCCACUAACAAACGGGAAACAGUAUUUUGCUAUGGGUUAAAAGCAAGUGAGAACAUUCGUGAGGAUUACAAUUAUUUGUUCAGCGUUUUUAAAAAUUCGACGUCAUCCAAUGAACAGAACGUCAUUCUAUCCUCUUUGGGAUGUAUUAAAAAUAAAGAUAUACUCAUGGAAUAUCUGGAGUUAACGAUCAAAGAGAACUCAACCAUCAGGCAACAGGACUUUGCUACAGUUUUCAGUGCUGUUUACUCCAGAAGCAGACUAGGAUUAGAUGUCGCCUUAUCAUUCUUGGAAAAACAUUUCAAAAAGAUAGAGACUUCUUAUGGCGGUGUGAAUGUUCUGAGUUCGUUGGUAACAGGUGUUGCAAGUAAAUUGACGACUAAAGAGCAGGGUAUAGUGCUCAAUAAAAUCAUGAAGGAUCACAAGGAAUCGGAACAAAUCAAAAUAAUUGUAAACAAAGUCGAGGAAUUGAUCUCUGGUAACGAAAGAUGGAAAACUCUGUAUGGCAAACAGAUCACGAAAAUUCUGCAGGACUUGGGAGGUAGUAGCGUACGAUGGUAUCCAAAUGUGGUAGUUUUGGUCAUUUCCGCCGUAAUAGUACUAAUUAACCUGUUUUAAAAUAGAUUUGUUACUAAACACUACUAUUAACUUUCGUCUGAAAUAGGACUAUAUGAACUGUGAUUAAAAAUCUACUGGUUCGAAAAGUUCAAACUAACAGUAUGACUGCUGGAGUACAAAUAUAUUUUCAUCAACGACAUUGUGAACAGGUUUUAGCAAAAAUAUAUUUUGAUACUAUUUUGAUGUUGAUGCGUUUCAGGAUACCAAAUAUUUGUUUUACCAUUUUAAUAAAUAAAAGUUUAAAAUAAUA